This is a messenger RNA of Paraglomus occultum, 189 nucleotides long. The record is from the annotation of a GenBank genome assembly. NCBI's taxonomy places the organism in Eukaryota, Fungi, Glomeromycota, Glomeromycetes, Paraglomerales, Paraglomeraceae.
UCGUCACGGAACAUCCUUAUCCAAAGCGAAGUUGCCAAGAUUACUGACUUCGGUCUCGCCGAGUUCAUUAGAGAACAGACUGACGACUUUUGUGGUGGGACGUCCGGCGUAUGCAUUGGAGACGCUGACUUUAUUCGUGAUAAAAAAUCUGUUCGGGCCAAACGUUGUGAAUUGGAGAGUUCUGAAUAA